UUUGGGAUUGAGCCUUAAUCUGAUAAUACGUGCGGUACAGGUCUUGCUCACGACAUUUCAUUAAUUCUCAAAUGGGCUAGACAGUGAGAAGAGACAGUCUCGCUGAAGGACUGGGCGUUUUAUUUCACUGCUGUGAGUACAGUGUGUGAUGGUUUGUUCAGUGCUGUCGGUGUUUGAGUGUUUAUCCACCGCGGAGAGUUGCUUAAUGAGGAGGAGUCUCACUAACUAUCUUACUAACAAGCCAAGUGUGUGAGGGUUGUUGUUAGCUAACGCCGCCGUGGAUACUCUUAUUAAAAAGAGGAAGCAUGAUGUACAGAGGCGGGCUGAGCUCCGUGACCCUGUGUGUGGACGGGAUGACAUGUGGCUCCUGUGUCCAGACCAUAGAACAGCAGAUUGGGGGACUGCCAGGCGUAAUCCACAUAGAGGUGUCCUUGGAGCACAAGAAUGCCACAGUGAUAUUUGACCAAGCACUUCACACUCCGAAAUCUUUAGCAGACGCCAUUGAGGACAUGGGCUUUGAGUCGAGUGCAACAAAUGCUACUCCAGCCACGGUUGUUCAAACAGAAACGGGGCUGUUUCCUGUCAGCAGCUGUAGCGCAGAAUCUCUCUCUCAGCUCUGCCAGCUAAAGGGUGUACUGGAGGCCAAGGAGAAUGGCGAAGACAGGAACCUCGCUGUCACAUUCAUCCCAGGUCUUGUGAGUGUCGAGAGAAUCCAGGAAAUGCUGAAUACACUGUCCAACUCUGGCAACACUUCCACAGAUCAGGCAAGUUCCCGUAGUUCUGGUAGUGUGGAGUUGCUGAAGAUGCGCAUUGAGGGCAUGACCUGUCUGUCCUGCACCACCACCAUUGAGGGCAAGAUUGGAAAGUUAAAAGGAGUUCAGAAGAUUAAAGUAAAUCUUGAGUCCCAGGAAGCCUCAGUGUCAUACUUGCCUUACUUCAUCACUGUGGAUGAGAUCGUGAAGCAGAUCGGUGUAGCAGGCUUCAAGGCCUCGGUGAAGUCCAAGCCUCGUCAGUUACAGCUCUCUUCAUUGGAUCGCCUACUAAAUGCCUCACGAUCUAUGCAUUGUUCUCCAGAGGGGAGCACCAGUGAGGAGGCUGUAGACUUCACCACCUCCAUCACCACAUUAAUAAACGUUACAGGAAUGCAUUGUAACUCGUGUGUGGUGAACAUCCAAGACAAUAUAGGCAAGCUGCUAGGAGUCGGCUCGGUGCAGGUCUCCUUGGAGAAGGGACAGGCUGUAAUCCAGCACAAUCCAAAUUUAGUUACGGCACUAGAGCUACAGAGGGCCAUUGAAGUGCUGCCACCAGGGAAAUUUAAGACCCAGUUAUCCUUAUGCGAGGCCACAUCACCAGCUUCUCCCUCAGAACAAUCCCUCGCGACGUCAUCUAACUUCUUGCAGCCGCUGGAUUCUGUAGUUCAAAUCCACAUAGAGGGAAUGACCUGUAACUCGUGCGUGCAGACCAUUGAGAGCACCAUCUCUCAGAAGAAAGGUGUGAGAUCAGCUCAGGUGUCCCUGGCUAACCAUCAGGGUACGUUUGAUUACGAUCCACUGAUCAUCACAUCGGAAGAACUGCGAGCAGCGAUUGAGGAUAUGGGCUUUGAUGCGUUUCUGCCUGAGACGAAUUCAUUGGUGCCGUCAGAAGCGAAAAGUCCUCCAUCUGUACAGAAAUCUGCUUCGUCCCCCGCACUCUCCACCAAAAAGGAGAAGGAAGUGGAGAUCGAUGCUGAGUCAGCAACAAAUACACAUUCCAAAUGUUUCAUCCAGAUUGGUGGGAUGACGUGCGCCUCAUGCGUAGCCAACAUCGAGAGGAACCUCAAAAACGAGCCUGGUAUACACUCUGUGUUGGUGGCGCUGAUGGCUAGUAAAGCGGAAGUGCGCUAUAACCCCGGUGUCAUCGACCCGCUGAGGAUAGCGGAGUGCAUCAAAGAGCUGGGCUUCACUGCCUCCGUUAUGGAGAACUAUGAUGGCUCCAAUGGCACCCUUGAGCUUGUGGUCAGAGGGAUGACAUGUGCCUCAUGUGUCCACAAAAUCGAGUCUAGCCUAAUGAAACAGAAAGGCAUCGUCUACGCCUCUGUGGCCUUGGCAACAAACAAAGCUCAUGUCAAAUAUGACCCGGAGGUGACGGGCCCUCGGGACAUAAUGAGAUUGAUUGAGAAUUUGGGUUUUGAAGCCUCUCUGGUGAAGAAAGAUCGCCCAGGAAGUCAUCUGGAUCACAGCAGAGAGAUACAGCAGUGGCGGAGAUCUUUCCUCAUCAGCCUGGUGUUCUGUGUUCCUGUUAUGGGCAUGAUGAUGUACAUGAUGGUGGUGGACCACCAGAUUGAGGUGAUGCACCAUCACAACGCCACACCGGAGGACAGGCAGAUGUACCACUCCAGCAUGUUCCUGGAGAGACAGCUUCUCCCUGGCCUGUCCAUCAUGAACCUGCUCUCCUUCCUUUUCUGUCUGCCUGUGCAGUUCAUAGGAGGCCGUUACUUCUACACCCAAGCAUACAAAGCACUGAAGCACCGGACUGCGAAUAUGGACGUGCUGAUAGUCCUGGCCACUUCUAUAGCCUUCACUUACUCUGUGGUCAUUCUGAUGGUGGCCAUGAUAGAGAAGGCAAAGCUCAACCCCAUCACCUUCUUUGAUACACCACCAAUGCUCUUUGUGUUCAUCUCACUGGGAAGGUGGCUGGAGCAAAUAGCCAAGAGUAAAACAUCAGAAGCUCUAUCCAAGCUAAUGUCCUUACAGGCGACCGAGGCCACUGUUGUCACUUUAAAUGAGGACACAAUGACUGUUUUGAGUGAAGAGCAGGUGGAUGUGGAGCUGGUGCAGAGGGGUGAUAUAGUGAAAGUGGUGCCCGGUGGAAAGUUCCCAGUAGAUGGGAGAGUAAUUGAAGGGCACUCGAUGGCAGACGAGUCGCUCAUCACAGGUGAAGCCAUGCCCGUGACGAAGAAGCCAGGAAGCACAGUGAUCGCAGGCUCCAUCAAUCAGAACGGCUCUCUGCUGAUCCGAGCCACGCAUGUGGGCACAGAUACUACACUCUCCCAGAUUGUCAAGCUGGUGGAGGAGGCACAGACCUCAAAGGCUCCCAUUCAGCAGUUUGCAGAUAAGAUCAGUGGCUACUUCGUCCCCUUUAUUGUAGGCGUCUCUGUGCUCACCCUCAUUGCCUGGAUUGUGAUUGGUUUUGUAGACUUCUCUGUGGUGAAGAAAUACUUCCCAGAUUAUGAUAGGAGUGUGUCUGAAGCAGAGGCGAUCAUCCGCUUUGCCUUUCAGGCCUCUAUUACUGUGCUUUGCAUCGCCUGCCCUUGCUCUCUCGGCCUGGCGACCCCCACAGCAGUGAUGGUUGGCACAGGAGUCGGGGCACAGAACGGCAUCCUCAUCAAAGGCGGGGAACCUCUUGAGACGGCACAUAAGAUUCAGUCUGUUGUUUUUGAUAAAACGGGCACCAUUACCUAUGGAACCCCCAAAGUAGUGCAGGUGAAGAUGGUUGUGGAGGGGAACCGGAUGGCUCGCUCCAAACUACUAGCGAUUGUGGGCACGGCAGAGAACAACAGCGAGCAUCCGCUAGGGGCCGCAAUCACCCGCUUCUGUAAACAGGAGCUGGGCACGGAGUCACUGGGCACUUGUACUGAUUUCCAAGCAGUACCGGGUUGUGGGAUCAGGUGCCAGGUUAGCAACAUGGAGAGCCUGCUGAAGAGAGAGGACAGUGACGGUGAGGAGAAUGAGCGCAACGCCAUCCUCGUGCAGAUCAGUGACCCCAGAGCCAGCUCCAGCUCUCACCCGCUCAUCAUGGACCCAGAGCCACUGACUUUGGUGCAGUCAGCCUCGUACACAGUCCUGAUCGGUAACAGGGAGUGGAUGAGACGCAACGCCCUGCACAUACGGCCUGAAGUGGACGACGCCAUGAUCGAACACGAGAGGAGGGGGCGAACUGCUGUACUGGUGGCUGUGGAUGGUGUGCUGUGUGCCAUGGUUGCCAUAGCAGACACGGUGAAGCCAGAAGCUGAGCUGGCUGUACAAACUCUCACCUCUAUGGGCCUGGAGGUGGUGCUGAUGACUGGCGACAACAGCAAGACAGCACGAGCCAUUGCAGCACAAGUUGGCAUUAGGAAGGUGUUCGCCGAGGUGUUGCCCUCUCACAAGGUGGCAAAAGUGGAACAGCUGCAGCUGGCAGGGAAGCGCGUGGCCAUGGUGGGAGACGGCGUGAACGAUUCGCCAGCUCUGGCCAAGGCAGACGUGGGCAUCGCCAUUGGCACGGGCACUGACGUGGCUAUUGAAGCAGCAGACGUGGUGCUCAUCAGGAACGAUCUCCUGGAUGUUGUUGGGAGCAUUGACUUGUCAAAGAAGACAGUCAAAAGGAUCCGUAUUAACUUUGUAUUUGCACUAAUCUACAAUCUUGUAGGAAUUCCUAUUGCAGCUGGUGUGUUCAUGCCGAUAGGACUGGUGCUGCAGCCGUGGAUGGGUUCUGCUGCUAUGGCAGCUUCUUCUGUGUCUGUGGUCCUUUCCUCCCUUUUACUCAAAUGUUACACUAAGCCCAGUGCUGAGAAGCUGGAGCAGCAGAUAUGCGGGCAGCGUAAACAGGGCAGCCUUUCAGACGUCAGCGUUCACAUUGGCAUGGGCGAACUGCGCCGUCCUUCGCCCAGACUUAGCUUACUCGACCGGAUUGUCAACUACAGCCGAGCCUCUAUCAACUCCCUGCGCUCAGACAAGCACUCACUCAACAGCAUAGCCCUGAGUGAGCCUGACAAACACUCGCUGCUCGUAGCUGGAGCUCACUGUGAUGAGGACAUCGUCUGAUGGGGCGUUACCAAGAGCGACAUGACUACUUAACACACCUCAAUGCCUGUAGUCUGUAGGGGAGGAGCCAAAGUGUGAUCUCAUGCACACACACGUCACACCAGUUCUGCUUAAAGCUGCAUGACUCGCUGUGGCAUCUUCUCACUAGAAGUUCAUGCACCAGUCUCCAUGUCUCUGCGGCACCCUGUGUGUAACCUGUGUGAACCUAGAGCCAAAACAAGGAAAAAGUAGGAACUCUAUCAGAGAUAUGAUGAUCACGUGGCUGUUUUUUUAAAAUGACAAUCUACACAGCAACCCAAAGAAUUUUGGACAUGCCACAUUUUAUUUCUGCGACAAUUGUGUUGAGUUUUAAGACUUUAAUUAAAUAUUUAUGAUGUCACUUAUUUAUACUUUAUAAUGUAGGAAAUGUAACAAAGGAAGUUAGAGAUAUUAUAAUUUUAUUUAUCCAGAUAUUUUUCCACUGACAAUUUUGCCUCUGAUCAGCAAAUGUACAUUAGUUACGUUUACCAUGCUCAGUGUUCAGAUACUCAAACUUCAAUAGCCUUGGUGCUGCUUUUCUGACUCCAUCCUCAGAGAGUAACUCAGUAAAGUUUUUGAUUUUGGGCCUUGACUAUCGACAUAAGAUAUAACACAUUCCAAAGAUGGCGUUUGACCUCUUACCUCUAAAGAAGAAAUGAAAAACCUUGAGUGAAAAUUGCUUAAUUAAAAUUAGUAAGCCUGGAUGAAACAAAUCCUGCAGGCUUUCUCAGUCAUAUUACUUCUUUGAUAUAGCAGCCUUUUUUUUUUUUUUUUUUUUUUGCUUUCUUUUAUUUAUUUUUUUUUUAAAUACAUAUGUUACAAAUGAGCGAGGUGGAUACUCAAGCCCUUGCUGAAAUUAUUAGAAGGAAAAAAAAAUCACAUAGUUGCUAUUUAUUUAUUCAGAUAUGCCUUGAUAAAGUAACCGAGUCAGUAGUAAUUGUAAGUGCUUCUGUCACUGUUAUGGUUUCUCAUUUAUAAGGUUUUCUACACUUUCUUUUUCAAAUUUCAUCACCUGAAUUGUCCCUGUAGCUCAACCCAAAUCACUACUUAAGCCAAGUUAAAAUAAUGUGCCGGAAAAUCGAGAAACUGCCCAUGACGAUUUGAAUCAUCUUACGAUUUAGAGUUGAUUUCUACCAGAUUCACACUUUUCAUCACUCACUGAUUACACUAAAGUCAUUGGGAAGAAAGCUGCUAAGGAAAUCAAACUUUGUAAGUUUAAUUAGAUCUAAUUGCAUUAGGGUUCUGUUGUGGUGGGUACACCAAGGUGACAGUCAGGUGACAAGUUGGGAUAAAACACAAUGGUGAUUUAUUAACAAUAAAUAAACAAUAAACACCUCUGAAGAAAUUACUCAAUCAAGAGAAAGAUAGUGGCAGCUUAUUAGCACAGGUUUCUAAAUUAGGGAAGGGGUUUACAUAAUAGUAGGAAAAAAAAAUUAAAAACAAAUGGAUCACAUUUUAUCAAACACUUAUACAGUGCGUUAUAUAAAAUAAUGUUAACCAAUUAACAUGCUAAUGCUAAUCGGAGAGACCAUUUUCAGAAUUUUUAGAAUAAUAUGAAUGUCCUUAUUUUCAAACCAUAGAGAGUGAUGGAUGAAAGUAGAUUGUUUUUGAGCUGCUAUUCGUGCAUUAUGUUGAGGCCAUGGGGUCUGGUUUUUUUUUUUUUUUCUUUUUCUUUUCUCUUCUCUUUUUCCCCCUACUCAGUGAAGGAUGCUUCUGGUUUUAAAGUUACACAUUAAAGUUACAGCAAACCCCUAGGCUUUAAAAUAUUGACCAUGGGGAGGGGAAAAGAAUGAAUAUUUUAUAAUCACACAGUGGGAAAGUAACUUUAUCCAGUUUUUUUGCCAAUAUAAUAUCAGGAGUUUUAAAAAAAAAAAGUCAACUUUAUUAUCAUUAUGUAUAUGACACAAUGAAUUGAAG
Messenger RNA from Pangasianodon hypophthalmus (striped catfish), 6716 nucleotides. RefSeq names its product ATPase copper transporting alpha (gene atp7a). The transcript has 23 exons. The record is from RefSeq and is a predicted model, not a curated record. Lineage: Eukaryota; Metazoa; Chordata; Actinopteri; Siluriformes; Pangasiidae. Gene Ontology annotation, molecular function: ATPase-coupled monoatomic cation transmembrane transporter activity; ATP binding; copper ion binding. Gene Ontology annotation, cellular component: membrane. Gene Ontology annotation, biological process: monoatomic cation transport. Bases 306 to 4781 code for a protein of 1491 amino acids.